AAUUAUUGAUUAUUAUUUUAAUAUUCUGUGAACAAAAAAUAAAUAAAAAAUAAUAUCGUCGUCUAACUCAGCCACUCAAAAACGAUAUUGAAGGAGAUAAGAGCCGCAAAACCAGAGAGUCACCACCGAGUCGCCGUGACUCGGUGACACAAAUCGUUUUCCAACAAAAAAAAUGGCAUUUGCAGCAGCAUCGACUCCAUUUUCACUCUCUUCCAUGGUUCCCACGCACCGUCGUACCUUCAGACAUGUUUCGGUACCUCGAGUAAUAAACGCCAGUCUUUCUCCGGAUGUCUCUCCUCUUCUCCGAGCAGCUCACCACACCGUGGAUAGUUAUGUAAAGAGUGGGAUGGUUAUUGGUUUAGGAUCUGGAGAAGCUUCAGAUAUGGUUAUACGUUAUUUGGGUCAGCAACUUCGUUCUGGUUCUUUACAAAAUGUUGUUGGUGUACCAAUGUCUGCUAGAAGCGCUAGUGAAGCAGCAAAGUAUGGAAUCCCCUUGGAAUAUUUCCGAGAUGAUAAUCAGGUAAUUGAUUUUGCAUUUCAUGAUGCUGAUGCUGUAGAAGAGGGUUCGCUUAUCGCAGUUAUUGGACGGCGAAGAAGUUCACAGGAAGAUGACUAUAUUCUGAAACAAAAGGCUAGUGAGUCUAUUGUGAAAGCAGCUGAUGAGGCAGUCUUCAUGAUAAAGGAAGAACAAUACAAAGCCAGCCUUGAAGGUUCUAUCCCUGUUUUAGUUCAAUCUCUUAAUUGGUUGGCCAUAGCUGAGGAGAUAGAUGACUUGUAUUUAGGCGAUGCUGAGGUGUGGAGAAGAGCUUCCGUAGGAGAUGCAGGUCCUCUCGGAGGAGACUUUCCUAUAGUUACCAGUGAUGGUCAUAACAUUCUUGAUGUUAUAUUUACAACUCCAAUUCCAAGCCUCG
Messenger RNA from Camelina sativa (false flax), 911 nucleotides. NCBI's taxonomy places the organism in Eukaryota, Viridiplantae, Streptophyta, Magnoliopsida, Brassicales, Brassicaceae. The record is from RefSeq and is a predicted model, not a curated record.